AUGUCGUCUUCCAACCCCCGCGAUCAAAAGGAGCCUGUUGACGAAGAGCUCGAGGAGGACAUGCUCGCCGCCGACGAUGCCGCCGAGGAGAUCCCCGAGGAUGAGGACAUGGCCAUGGACUCUGACAAUGAGGAUAUCAACGAGGAGAUCUUGCUCCAAAACGACUCUAUCGGUUACUUCGACGAACCCAAGGAUUCUCUUUUCACAAUCGCCCAGCACCCUAAGCACCCCUCCAUCAUCGCCGUUGGUGGUUCAGCCGGCCAGGAAGACGAUGCUCCUGGUGCAGGAUGGGUCUUCAAUACCGCCACUGUCGAGUCGCGACCUCCGCUGCCUGCUAGUUUCUCGAGCGAUCCCGCCGCCGACGCCCUCAAGAGCACUCAGGUUUCUUCCCUAUUCAGCCUAGACGGCCACACAGACUCAGUGAAUGCACUUACCUGGACUCUCCCUCAAGGAGAUGUCCUUAUCAGCGGUGGUCUUGACGGAAGAUUGCGCGCUUGGAAGGCAACCUUCUCAAACGAUGCGCUCAAGAUGGACUUCCUUGGUGAGGCGCAGGAGGUGCCUGAGGUGAACUGGCUUGUGCCCUGCCCUUCUACGACAAAUCCCAACACUGUCGCCCUCGGCGCUUCUGACGGCUCCGUUUGGGUCUACACAGUCGAUCCCACAGAUCAGGCCAACCCCCUCCAGAUCGUGCAGUCCUACUUCCUUCACACUGGCAGCUGUACCGCCGGCGCUUGGACGCCCGAUGGUCUCCUGUUGACCACCAUCUCUGAGGACGGUAGCCUGUACGUCUGGGAUGUCUGGGGUGAGGCUACAGCCAAGAACCUUAUUGGCGAUAACGGCAUGACUGCUGUGGCUCUGACUGCUGACGAUCAGCGCUUCCAAGUUGAGGGUGGUCUUUACUCUCUUGCCAUUGACCCCAAGGGCGCAUUUGUCGCUGUCGGUGGUGCUACUGGUGCUAUCAAGAUCGUUUCUCUUCCACGACUUGCUCCUAGCGGACCUCAACCCCAGGCUCGCGCCCGUGCUGGAGGCAAGACUACAAGUCAGUCAACGUCGACACCCGGUGGGCAAAUCCUAGCCGCUCUGCACACUCAAUCCGAGAGUAUCGAGUCACUCGCUAUCGUUACUACCCCCAACACACCGGCAUCCACCCUGCUUGCCGCUGGCUCCGUCGACGGUUCUAUCGUUGUGUAUGACGCAACCCGCCGCUUCGCUGUUCGACGACACAUCGCCGGUGCCCACGAGGAGCACGCUAUUGUCAAGCUUGAGUUCAUCCCCAACUCAUGGCAACUUACUAGCUGCGGUAUGGACGGUGCCGUGCGCCGCUGGGAUCUCCGAGGUGCUGGAGCGACGAACCCCAAUGUUCCCGCCACAGCUGCCGAGGCUGGCCUCCAGAAGGAAUGGAAGGGCCACCGUGGCGAUGGUGAGGGCGGUGGUGUCCUGGGUUUUGUCCAGGGCCAGACAGGGGAGAGAGUUGUUACAGCCGGUGACGAUGGUGUGGCUUUGAUCUUCGAGGCUUAG
Molecule: messenger RNA, 1518 nt
Organism: Fusarium sp. VM40
Lineage: Eukaryota; Fungi; Ascomycota; Sordariomycetes; Hypocreales; Nectriaceae
Source: the annotation of a GenBank genome assembly